Messenger RNA from Monoraphidium neglectum, 1248 nucleotides. Its product is annotated as putative Serine/threonine-protein kinase SNT7. NCBI's taxonomy places the organism in Eukaryota, Viridiplantae, Chlorophyta, Chlorophyceae, Sphaeropleales, Selenastraceae. Bases 1 to 1248 code for a protein of 415 amino acids. Gene Ontology annotation, molecular function: ATP binding; protein kinase activity. The transcript has 9 exons. The record is from RefSeq and is a predicted model, not a curated record. Gene Ontology annotation, biological process: protein phosphorylation.
AUGGGGCAGGGAGCCUACAGCACUGUUUUCGAGGGCCUGAUGGACCUGGAUGGAGUGCAGGAGCGGGUGGUGCUCAAGCGCGUCAAGCAGGGGGUAGAGGGUGCCGAGGAGAUGGUAGAGAUGGAGGCCCUCAUGAACAUCAACGCUUCCAAGGGCACUGCCAGGGGCGCAGUGGCCGCCUUCCUGGGCUACUGCUGGGUGGAGCCCCGUGAUGCCGCCGGAGAGCUCACACCUGGGUUGUGGCUGGUCUGGCGCUACGAGGGCUCCAACACCCUGGCCUCAUACCUCAACCGCCGCGACGGCCUCGACGCGCUUGCGGCAGACCUGGGGGUGGCGCCGAGCGACGUUAUCCAGACAGCUACCGGCCAGAUUCUCUCUGCGCUGGCGGAGCUGCACGCAGCCGGCCUGGUGCACCGAGAUUUGAAACCCGCAAACAUUAUCCUGGCGGAGGCCGAGCGCCGGCUCAAGCUCAUUGACCUUGGCGGCUGUGCAGACCUCCGCAGCGGCACAAACUAUGUGCCGGGGGAGUGCAUCUACGAUCCGCUCUAUUGUCCCCCGGAGCUGUACGUGCUGCCGACUGCCGGCCCCCACAUCGCCAAGUCCCUGCUGGCCCAGGCCACCUCCUCCAUGCUGUGGGCGCGCCACAAGCCGGACCGCUACGACUGCUGGUCCGCCGGCAUCACGCUGCUGUGCCUCGCGGUGCCAACGCUCAGGAACGACGCGGCCCUGCUCCGGUUCCAGCAGGAGCUGGAGGCCGCGGAUUACGAGCUGGACGCCUGGCGCGCCUCGUCGCGGUUCGUCAAGCCCACGGACUUUGCCGCCCUGGAUGCAGACGGCGGCGCCGGCUGGGAGCUCGCGCGCGACCUGCUGCGGCCGCGCGACAUCGUCGUCGCUGCCGACGGCGCUGUCGACUUUGUGGCGUCUUCAGAGGUCAGGCGCAUCUCCGCGGCUGACGCGCUGAAGCACAGGUUUUUGGAGCGCGUCUUUGCGCCUGAGCCGCAGCGCGCUGCCGGUUCCCCAAAGGAGCAGCGUGUGGCCCCUGGGCCACACCUCUCGGACCUUCCGGCGUCCCCUUCUCCUGAGCCUGGCGCCAACCCCGCAGGCGUCAGCGGAGGCGGCACGGGGCGCCGCCGCGUGGGCGGAGCGGGGCAGGGCCUGCUGCGGGGCCUGAAGGGCGCCCUUCUCGGCCGCCCUGCCGGCCGGCCGCACCCAGGGAUGCGGGCAACAGGGCAUGGCGACCGUGAUUAG